Aspergillus terreus NIH2624 is the source of this 1017-nucleotide messenger RNA. RefSeq names its product glycoside hydrolase family 43 protein. The transcript has 4 exons. The coding region runs from base 1 to 1017 and encodes 338 amino acids. The record is from RefSeq and is a predicted model, not a curated record. Lineage: Eukaryota; Fungi; Ascomycota; Eurotiomycetes; Eurotiales; Aspergillaceae.
AUGAAAGGUCUGUCCAUUCUGGCUGCCACCCUGGCUUUGUCCUCUUACGCUUUGGCAUUGCCAAAACUCUGGGACAGCACUCUGUACAAAAAGGCCGACUCCACCAAAGUGGGCUACCUCGGUGUGUACUGGACCACCGCGAAUGAGAGCGUGUAUCUCGCAUUGAGCGACAACAGCAACCCCACGGCGUUCAAAUCGAUCAACAGCGGAAAGCCUAUCGUCUCGCCGACGCUGGGCACAAAAGCGGUGCGCGACGUGUCCAUCAUCGAGGGCGUCGGAGAUGCUGCAGGAAAGUACUAUAUCAUCGGAACGGACCUGGACAUCGACACUACAAACUGGAGCCAAGCUGUGAGAACUGGUUCCCGUGGCAUCUUCGUCUGGGAGAGCACCGACCUGGUGACAUGGACCAACGAGAGAUUGGUGACUGUGGAGGACGAAACCGCCGGCAUGGUCUGGGCUCCUGAUGCGGUGUGGGAUCCAUCAAAAGGGCAAUAUUUCGUCCAUUGGGCAUCGCAGUUCUACGCGGAAGAUGACACUAACCACAGUGGAAAUCCAACCACAACCACGAUCCUCCGAUACGCAUACACCAACGACUUCAAGACCUUCAGCAAGCCAGAGACCUACAUUGAUCUGAAGACCGCCACGACAAUCGACCUCGCCUUUCUCCCCGUCGACGACAACACUUUCGUGCGUUUCUACGUAAAUGGCAACUCCUCAAGCCCUGUCGUCGAAGUAAGCAAGAAUGGGCUCUUUGGGGAUUGGGCGGCUCCCAGUGGCAGUGUUGAGGACAGUUCCAGCUUUGAGGGGCCCUAUCCCUUCUGGGAUAAUGCUCAAGAGGGCAAGGCAUAUCUCCUUUGUGACCGAGUUGGGAGUGAUCCUGGUUUGGCUGCGUGGGAAUCUACCGAUCCGGUUUCGGGGGCGUUCAGUCCAGUUUCUUCGACGGAUAUCACGUUCAUGAGACAUGGUUCGGUGCUGCCUGUGACGCAGGAGCAGUAUGAUGCUCUCGCAGCGCUAUGA